Molecule: messenger RNA, 2617 nt
Organism: Prosopis cineraria
Lineage: Eukaryota; Viridiplantae; Streptophyta; Magnoliopsida; Fabales; Fabaceae
Product: vicilin-like
Exons: 8
Coding region: 1-2457 (818 amino acids)
Source: RefSeq, a predicted model, not a curated record
AUGGCUUCUUGUAGCACUUUGUUGCAAGCGAGGCUCCCUCUGUUGCUGUUUCUGGGUUCAGUUUUCCUGGCAAUGGCCUCUGUCUCUGUCGGCCUUGCCUUCUGGGAAAACCAGAAUCCCAAAAACCACCUCUGUGUCAAAAGCUGCGAACUUGAAAAUGGUGCUGCUUAUCGCAAGUUUGCUUGCCGCUCUCGUUGCAGGAUGAUCAAUGAGAUAGAAAGUGGACGUGAUCCACAGGAACAAGAACAAGGUCAACGCGAGCGGGAACGCGGACGUGAUCCACAGGAACGAGGACAAGGUCAACGAGAGAAGGCGCGAGAACAAGAACGGCGAGAACGUGAGGAGGAAAGGAGGCAACGAGAGGAACGACGUCGUCAAGAACAAGAAGAGGAACAACGACAACGUGAAGAGCAGAGAAGAGAGCGCGAAGAUGAGAGACGACGUCGUCGCCAGGGAGACGACGAUGACGACGAAGAGGGCCGUGAGCAGGAAGAAGAAGGACGACAAGGUCAACGAGAACGGCGAGAACGUGAGGAGGAAAGGAGACGGCGAGAUGAACGACGUCGUCAAGAACGAGAAGAGGAACAACGACAACGUGAAGAGCAGAGAAGAGAGCGCGAAGAUGAGAGACGACGUCGUCGCCAGGGAGACGAUGACGAUGACGACGACGACGACGAAGAGGGCCGUGAUCAGGAAGAAGAAGGACGACAAGGUCAACGAGAACGAGAUCGGCGAGAACGUGAGGAGGAAAGGAGACGGCGAGAUGAACGACGUCGUCAAGAACGAGAAGAGGAACAGAGACAACGUGGAGAGCAGAGAAGAGAACGCGAAGAUGAGAGACGAAGUCGUCGCAAGGGAGACGACAACGACGACGAAGAAAGCCGUGAGCAGGAAGAAAGACGACAAGGUCAACGAGAAAAAGAUCGGCGAGAACGUGAGGAGGAGAGGAGGCGGCGAGAUGAAAGACGUCGUCAAGAACGAGAAGAGGAACAACGACAACGUGAACAGCAGAGAAGAGAGCGCGAAGAUGAGAGACGACGUCGUCGCGAGGGAGACGAAGAGGGCCCAGAAUCACAUCGUCGUGAGCAGGAAGAAGAAGAACAAGAACAAGAAGAAGAGCUAGAAAGACGAGGUUCACAGAACCAGAAUCCUUACCAUUUCCGAUCUGGAAGCUUCCAAACUCGCUUCCAGAACCAACAUGGCAGCAUCCGAAUCCUCCCAAGGUUCGACAAGAAAUCCAACCACCUUCGAGGUCUCCGAAACUAUCGAUACGUGGAAUACGCGUUACGACCAAAUUCUCUCUUCAUCCCCCAUCAUCGCGAUGCUGAAGCUCUCUUGAUCGCGGUCGAAGGAAAGGCCAUUACUACUAUUGUGAACCAGACUAAUAGAGAGACCCACCACGUGGAGCAAGGUGACGUGCUGAGGAUCCCACCAGGGUCACUUGUUUAUACUGCUAAUAUUGAAAACAGGAGGUUCAGAGCUGCUAGUCUUAUCCUUCCCACCAACAUUCCUGGGCAAUACGAGAAUUUGUAUCCCUCUGGCAAUCAAAACCCUCAGUCUUACUAUAAGGCCUUCAGCAAGAAAACUCUCGAGGCCACCUUCGACAGGGAGUACAAUGAGAUUCAAAGGGUCCUACUCAGACAGCAAGAACAGAGUUCAGAAGAGGGAGUGAUGGUGCAGCUAUCGAGUGAACAAGCAAGAGAACUGAGAAAACAAGCCGAAUCAUCAUCGUCGAGCCCAAGAAGAAGGAGGCAUUCAAGUUCAUCAUCAUCUUGCAUAUUGAACUUGAGAAACCUUCAACCUCGUUACUCCAACGACAAUGGUAAAUUGUGGGAAGCUCGCCCUGAGGAAAUCAACCUUCUUCAAGACUUGGAAAUCUCCGUCGUUUGGCUAGAACUCAAAAGGGGAUCUUUGUUUCUACCACACUACAACACAAAGGCCAUAGUGGUAGGCCAAAUUAUUGAUGGAACAUCAAGACUUGAAAUCGCAUCUCCAUAUCUGGCUAAUAACCAAAGAUCAGAAGAACAAGAACAAGAUCAAGAGAGAGAGCGAGAGCAAGAGCAAGAACAGCAGCAGCAAGAUGAAGAACGAAGAGAGGGACAGAUUCAGAGGGUUUCUUCGAAGCUGCAUCAAGGUGAUGUUUUCCUAGCCCUUGCAGGUCACCCACUAGCCCUCAGAGCCUCAAAGAAGAAUGAUCUGAGGAUGGUCGCGUUCCUUCUUAAUGCUGAGAACAACCAGAGGAACUUCCUUGGAGGCGAGAGAGACAACGUAGUUAAUCAGAUGCCUAAGACAGUGAAGGGGCUGGCAUUCCCAGGAUCUGGAGAAGAAGUGGAAAAGCUCCUCGGAAACCAGAAGAAAUCAUACUUUGUAAAUGCUCAGCGUCGUCAGCAGCGAAGUGAUGAAGAUGAGGAAGAAGAAGGAGAUAAGGAAGAGAGGGCUCUAUUGUCUUCCAUUUAGGAAUCUUUCUAAUAAUAAUGCCAGCAUACUUAUAUGCUUGUGGGCAUGUAAUAUAAGGGCUUGAAUAAAUACUUGCUAUGGGGAGGAGGCUUUUGCAUAUGUAUGUAUCAGAGCUGAUGAUAUGGCUUUCUACUGCUACAAUAAAUAAAUAAAUAAACGA